GUCUUUCUCUCUCUCGCUCGCGAUGUGCGCUCCGUUUUUUACCCUCUCGAAUAUAACAUUCAACCCGUCGCUCGUCGAGCGGCUCCGUAGAUUAACGCGUUCGUGUAACGCACGUAGCGGCAUAUCGGGAGGAUGAUGUGCGUAGAAGUAGAAGUCGAGCGCGCUUCUCGCCUUUGUUUCUCCGUCUCGCGCUCUCCGCUUUUUUAUCGGCGCUAGCUCUGUCUCUCUCAAAACAUAUAUACACGCGGAGAGCCUUAGCUACGCGUAAGGCCGCGCGUCCACCUGUCGUUCGGACAAUAACAUUGAUCCUCCCCGCGCGUCAUACGGUGUUUUCCUCGCACUCUAGCCAGUGUUCUGGAUCUCGGCCGCGACAGCAGGCCAGAGUCGACAAAGAGCUCCGGUUCCGAAAGAAAUUAAAGGUCCAAAGCGAGCGGUGGUCGUCAGGCGCGGCGUAAAAGCCGCACAAUCCAACCCAGCUGCGGCGCACGAUUCUCCGUCUCUCUCUCUCUCUCUCUCUCUCUCUCUCUCUCUCUCUCGCUUCCACUGCGAGCGAGCGGCAGCGCGACCUACACUCGUCGGGUCGCUCGCUCGGCACAUAGCAGCAGUCAGUGUGUAUUCGCUCAGCCGAGGAGCAAGAGCCCUCUCUCCGUCUACCUCUGCAGCGCGCGACGGACCUGCAUAUACAUAGAUAUAGAUAUCGCAAGUGUUGUAUACAAAUCGAAGCUGCAGAGAAGAGCUACUGCACGAGCAGAGAGAAAGAGAGGGAGAGCUGCAGUGCGCGGGCAUUGUUGACUCUUCGGAGACGCGUCGUAGCCGUCGUUCCGCGGCUCCGUCGGCGUUAUAAUAUAUACCAGUGCGCGCUCGCGAGAUACUUCCUCCGCGCGGAGGGACCUGUUGUCGAGUGUGCACCGCUGUUGUUGAUGUUGUUCUCGUUCUUGGCCUCUUCUCGUCAUCGGUCGCAAGAGCAUUCGGAGAAGACUGAGCUCUGUUGUGAGGAAUAAUCGGAGCUGCCGUGGGGGAGAGUCGUCGCGCGGGGAGAUGGUCGAGGAGGCGGCGGCGCAGAGCAAGUCCGAGGAGAAGACGAAGCAGCCUGGCUACUCGUCGUGGAGCAGCAGCAGCGAGACGGCCGAGCCGUGAUCCGUUGCUGCGCGGCAACAACGACGACCAAGACGACGAAGGCGACUGCUGCUGCCAGGCAGAAAGCACGUCUCCGCGGAUGCAUAUGGAGGUGAGACACAGCAGUUAUCACUUGGAUAAAUCACAUUCAUCUUGCGUGUCCCCGAAGCGGCGCUGUCUGAACCAGCUCAACAGCUGAUCGGAGCAGCUCCUGCGCUGAGCAGCCGCGGCGGCUGGUGGUGCUGCUGCUAUACAGUGGGACAAGCCGUCGGCCAUAGCCGAGUAACCACGGAUCGCGAGGCGACAAUCGCGGCCGGGAGCUGGAGAAGGAGGAGGUCGAGGAAGGGAGCCUGCAGCCUCGGGAGCGCUGAAGCCGUGGACGAGCUGGUUCCUCGGGUGCGCAUCAGGCGGUCGCUGCGCGGAGGCCAGCAGCCGCGCCGUCAUCAUGGUCAAGACUUUUCAGGCUUACCUGCCCUCCUGCCAUCGCACCUACUCGUGCAUUCACUGCCGCGCUCACCUCGCCAAUCACGACGAGCUCAUCUCUAAGUCCUUCCAAGGAAGUCAAGGUCGUGCCUAUUUGUUCAACUCUGUAGUGAACGUGGGCUGCGGUCCCGCAGAGGAGCGAGUCCUGCUCACCGGACUGCACGCGGUCGCCGACAUCUACUGCGAGUGCUGCAAGACCACCCUUGGCUGGAAAUACGAGCACGCGUUCGAGUCGAGUCAGAAGUACAAAGAGGGCAAGUUCAUAAUCGAGCUGGCGCACAUGAUCAAGGAGAAUGGAUGGGAGUAGCAUCAUCAGCGACGACGAGACGAGCAGCAUAGCUCGCGUCGUCCUUAUCAGCCGCUGCCGCAGCAGCGGAUCCGGAAAGCGAGGAACGCCGCGUUUUCCUCGGGGACGGCAACGUCCACCCGACGACGGAUCGGCUAAGCAGGCUGCAGCAGUCGCGGCUCGUGGCAGCAUCAGGAGGAAGCGCAGCAGCCGCAGGAAGAAGCGACGACGACGACUAGACCCCCUCUCUGUCGAGCCACCAACGAAAGUCUGUGAUUUCAUUUGUGAUUUAUAAUCUUAGUAAAAGGAGAAGAAAAAAUAAACGUUCUUGUGUUUCGGACCAUUCUCUAUAUAAUAUACACAAAACGGAAGGACAACGCGGAAGAAGAAUCGACGACGAUUUGGAUUUCGAUGACUCGCGAUAUAACGAUGAGUUAUUUAUUAUUAAAGCCGAACGACUCAAUCGUAGAAACUUGUAUACACAAGACCCACAUACACACACAUUCGCGCGCACACGAAUAGGUACGUGCAUUCGAGCCGACCGCAGGAAGAUAUCGAGACGAAGGAGAGGAUAGUGUAUCGAGGCCGAGAUGACGACCGCGAGCCAAGUGGGAAGAAGCUUGACGACAAAGACGGCCGCGAGGAGCAGGGCCAAGUCGUCGCGGGCGCUGGGGUGCCCCAACCCGAUCUUGACCCUUUGAUCCGCGGGUGUAGAACGUCGGUCUUCCGUUUGCACUCGUUGCAUAAUGGACCGACCUACUGUGCGGGAUCAGAGCGUCGAGGGCGAAACCGCGCGCGGGGCACCCCUGGCUGACGACACAUUUACACACGAACACAUUUACACACACACACGUACGCAAGAACUGCUGCACAAACAUGCCCACACAAACCCUGUACGUCGAUACGCGACGAACCGAAGCGACAAAAUUAACGAGCAAAUUACUGCUAACAAAUCAAUUUUUACAUACGCGAUGUGCGUUCGUAUAGGGGGGAGGGGAGAGACAGCGACGUGGUGUACUCACGAUUUAUCGAGAGAGGAGGCUGAGAGAGGAAGAUGAACACUAUAUGAUAACGAGCUGUAGUUGAUAAUGAGUGUAUCGACGAACUCGGGGAAUCGAAGCCUUUCUCUUCGGGCUACGUGAACUAGGGGCUCAUUCUUUUGUAUCGUAUUCUAUCCUCUAUUGUAUCGGUUGGGGCUCUAGGGGUCCUUUGAGUGUUUUUGUAUAUGCGGGUGGACUCUUUUGUUUCUUAAGUAUACGGGCUUCGCGGGAGCUCUGGACUAUACUGUGUUGUAUGCGAUGAUUUUCGAAUUGUUCAUAAUUUGUACUUGCGCUGUUUUUUAAUGCCUGAUAAGGGCAAACUUGCGUUACUUCGUAAAAGUUAUUGUAACGCAAGAAAGGCGGUGAGUGCAAAUUUAAGUUCGGAUGCAUAUGUUUUUUUGGAAAACUAUGUCGAAUCGACGUGAGUUUUUGAAUAGAUCGAACGUUUUUUAAGCUAAUUUUCAUAUGGAAAUUUUUGUAACGAUUGAUUAAGCAUUUAAGUAUUCUUUCGCUGUAAAACUAAGUUAAGCAUACCUUGUUCUUAACGUAUAAAUAAGCGUCGUGUAAGUCUUCACUUUCACGUUUUUUAUAUGUAAUCGUGCUUCUUGAAUUAGCUACCGUUACUUUUUAGAUUGCGCACUGCAUAUAAUAGAUAGUAGCUAUCUGAAAUUGAGUGUUAUCGAAAUUAAAAGAAGAAAAAAAUCACGAGUAGUGAAAUGUUCAUUUAAAAUGCAUAACUAUGUUAAUUAAAGACUAAGAAGAAGUUACUCGAAGAAGUGUGAUUCGAUUCCCCGAUCUAAUAAUAGCUAAAAAUUAAGUGUACGCCGUAGAGCAGCGCAAGUGCCACCGGUUUCGUUUUUUCGCGAUGGAAGGACUGAGACUAUGCCUGCCUGCCGCGUGUUUAUCAUUGGGAUUUCACUGCCGAUAUUCCUAAUAUUAAUUCAGCGAGAGAGAAAGAGAAAGAAUGUUAGACGAUGAAAGGCUGAUUAUACGCGCGAAAGAAGGAAUGCUGCGAGAGGACCGUGCUGGCUAAUAAAAAAUCUAGUUUUAAACGUAGCUGCAAAUGAUAAACAACAGAAAACAUCAACAAGUGGAAAAGACGUUAUAGCGUACUAAAAAGCCUAUAUUACAAUUACUAUAGAACUUGAUUAUAGCAAAAUAAGAAUUAUUAAUAAUGUAAGAGAGAGAAAGCGAGAUCGACGGGGGACAUAGAAUGCGUAUAUUGGGAGUCAAAGGGGGUAUGAAAGGGGUUAAAUUGUAAUUGUUAAUGAGAAAAGAGAGAGAGAGAGAAAGAUAAGACAAGCUGGGUUUGAAUUCGCUUCAAAAGUGUGUGAAUGCACUGAACCGUUUUACGUUCACCAUGCCUGCCAAACUGUCUGUUUGUCUGCCAGUUGCCACUACUUUACUAAUAAAUAUAUACAUAAUAGAGAUGUCAUAAUCGUAAACGAAAUAGCGACGUGAACCGAGCGCAAGGCAAAAAAAUACGAAAUUUUCAAAGUCUCGCGUCAUGGCACAUUACGGAUAUACAUUCUAUAUAGUUCAACACAAUCAAGCGAAAACAUAAUUCACAUGCAAAAACGGCACGAUAUUAUCAUUCUCAUUAAAAUCAGCCCUUAUCUGCUGUGAUGGUAUCUGAUAGACGUCGGAUACUAAAUAAUAGUUGAAAUCUUACAAAUAUUAUAUAUUUUCGAAAAAAUACGUAGCUAUACAAAAUUUCAAAUACUGAUCUCGUAUUCUUAGAAGUCUGUUAUUCCAAAAAAUUGCAUAUAAUAUCUGACAAAUAUCGAACGGUUAGAGUACAUUCACGACAGUCGUUAAGGGUCUAAAAGUAAUAGUAAAUAAUUAAAAAAGAAAAUGAAAAACGUCGAUCUCAUUUGUAAAUACAUAUAGUUCAUUAGAAGUCGAUAGUACUCGCAGGUAGUUGCAGCUGGGAAUCUUCGUCUUAUUUAACUGGCACACACCACUCACACUGAAAAAAUAGUGGUUUUUUUCCUUUUUGUCUCGCAUGCUGUAUGUCACGGUAUAAAAACAGAAACUAGAAAGAUUGUAUUAACGGCUGCCCUACGCUUUCGUUUCAAACGCCGUAGAGAUAGUUGAAUGAGCGAAAAAAAAUCUUGUGUUACGUAGAAUUAACACGAAACAUCCCGAAGUUUUACGUCGUCCAUGCUUAUUAGUCAGAAGAAUUUUUUUUACAUUUACGAAGAACGUUAAGUUAUUUUAAAUAAUUAAUCUAUAAUCACUGAUCUUUAAUUUUAAUUUCGAUUACAACAGACAAAUAAUUGGACGUAUAAGAGAAGUACAUUGAUUUUUGUAACGGAGAAACAAGUAUCUCGAUUAUGUCUGAGACACGUGUCAUAAAAAAGUACUGUGUGCAAUUAGCGAGUAAAUGCAAACGCAACGAAUGAGGAUGAAAAGGAAGGAGUGAAUGAGUUUUUUGAUGCGAAUGUUCGGCCUAAUCCUCAUGUUGUGUCUCAAAGAGUACUUUUUAUAUUAAUGUGCCGAUGUCCUUAUUCUCGUGUCACUCCUGUAUACCUAUUUCCCUUUUGCGCAUUGAUUCUCCCCAAUCCUUCCAUAAUUCACGACGAACCACAAAAAUCCGCUUUUCCUCCCGUGAUUCUCGGACUCACUGUUCUCUUUCCAUCAAAGACACGAUUUUGCUUUGUAAAAUAUGUUCGUAAUAAAAAAAACAAUUACAAAAUAUUUACUCGAAA
Messenger RNA from Nasonia vitripennis (jewel wasp), 5636 nucleotides. RefSeq names its product protein yippee-like 1 (gene Ypel). The record is from RefSeq and is a predicted model, not a curated record. Bases 1562 to 1906 code for a protein of 114 amino acids. The transcript is spliced from 6 exons. NCBI's taxonomy places the organism in Eukaryota, Metazoa, Arthropoda, Insecta, Hymenoptera, Pteromalidae.